GUCAUUUACGUCUUUGUUCUCGACCUGAUGUCACAUUUCCCGCUCUGUGAGGAUAUAAAAGCAGCUGCUGUUCAAUGGAUUGAAUGAACGAGCAAACCGCAAAGGAUACAGAGCAGGUGGAAUCAGAGAGCGUCACCACUUCAGUGCAGAGAAGACGAGUCAGCAGCCGACCAAAUCUAAGAGCAAAGAACCUCCUCCACCAUGAUGAUGAGAAUCUGUAUCUUCUUUCUUCUGUUAGCUGCUUCAAGCAACGGACAGGCAACAACAACAGCUGCUGCAACAACAACCACAGCUGCUCCAACCACAACCACAGCUGUUGCAACAAUGACCACAGCUGCUCCAACAACAACCACAGCUGCAGAAACAACAACCACAGCUGCUCCAACAACGACCACAGCUGCAGAAACAACAACCACAGCUGCUCCAACCACAACAACAGCUGCUGCAACAAUGACCACAGCUGCAAAAACAACAACCACAGCUGCUCCAACCACAACAACAGCUGCUGCAACAAUGACCACAGCUGCUCCAACAACAACCACAGCUGCCCCAACAACGACCACAGCUGCAGAAACAACAACCACAGCUGCCCCAACAACGACCACAGCUGCAGCAACAACAACCACAGCUGCCCCAACAACAACCACAGCUGCACCAACCACAACCACAGCUGCCCCAACAACAACCGCUCCAACAACAACCACAGCUGCCCCAACAACAACCACAGCUGCCCCAACAACAACCACAACUGCCCCAACAACAACCACAGCUGCCCCAACAACGACCACAGCUGCAGAAACAACAACCACAGCUGUUGCAACAAUGACCACAGCUGCUCCAACAACAACCACAGCUGCUCCAACCACAACCACAGCUGUUGCAACAAUGACCACAGCUGCUCCAACAACAACCACAGCUGCAGAAACAACAACCACAGCUGCUCCAACAACGACCACAGCUGCAGAAACAACAACCACAGCUGCUCCAACCACAACAACAGCUGCUGCAACAAUGACCACAGCUGCAAAAACAACAACCACAGCUGCUCCAACCACAACAACAGCUGCUGCAACAAUGACCACAGCUGCUCCAACAACAACCACAGCUGCCCCAACAACGACCACAGCUGCAGAAACAACAACCACAGCUGCCCCAACAACGACCACAGCUGCAGCAACAACAACCACAGCUGCCCCAACAACAACCGCUCCAACAACAACCACAGCUGCCCCAACAACAACCACAGCUGCACCAACCACAACCACAGCUGCCCCAACAACAACCGCUCCAACAACAACCACAGCUGCCCCAACAACAACCACAGCUGCCCCAACAACAACCACAACUGCCCCAACAACAACCACAGCUGCCCCAACAACGACCACAGCUGCAGAAACAACAACCACAGCUGUUGCAACAAUGACCACAGCUGCUCCAACCACAACCACAGCUGUUGCAACAAUGACCACAGCUGCUCCAACAACAACCACAGCUGCCCCAACAACAACCACAGCUUCCCCAACAACGACCACAGCUGCACCAACCACAACCACAGCUGCCCCAACAACAACCACAGCUGCCCCAACAACAACCACAACUGCCCCAACAACAACCACAGCUGCCCCAACAACGACCACAGCUGCAGAAACAACAACCACAGCUGCUGCAACAAUGACCACAGCUGCUCCAACCACAACCACAGCUGCUCCAACCACAACCACAGCUGCCCCAACAACAACCACAACUGCCCCAACAACGACCACAGCUGCAGAAACAACAACCACAGCUGCCCCAACAACGACCACAGCUGCUCCAACCACAACCACAGCUGUUGCAACAAUGACCACAGCUGCUCCAACAACAACCACAGCUUCCCCAACAACGACCACAGCUGCAGAAACAACAACCACAGCUGCUGCAACAAUGACCACAGCUGCUCCAACCACAACCACAGCUGCUCCAACCACAACCACAGCUGCCCCAACAACAACCACAGCUGCCCCAACAACGACCACAGCUGCAGAAACAACAACCACAGCUGCCCCAACAACGACCACAGCUGCAGCAACAACAACCACAGCUGCCCCAACCACAACCACAGCUGCCCCAACAACAACCACAGCUGCCCCAACAACAACCACAGCUGCACCAACCACAACCACAGCUGCCCCAACAACAACCGCUCCAACAACAACCACAGCUGCCCCAACAACAACCACAGCUGCCCCAACCACAACCACAGCUGCCCCAACAACAACCGCUCCAACAACAACCACAGCUGCCCCAACAACAACCACAGCUGCCCCAACAACAACCACAACUGCCCCAACAACAACCACAGCUGCAGAAACAACAACCACAGCUGCCCCAACCACAACCACAGCUGCCCCAACAACAACCACAGCUGCCCCAACAACAACCACAACUGCUCCAACAACAACCACAGCUGCACCAACAACAACCACAGCUGCCCCAACAACAACCACAGCUGCAGCAACAACAACCACAGCUGCCCCAACCACGACCACAGCUGCCCCAACAACAAUCACAGCUACCCCAACAACGACCACAGCUGCCCCAACAACAACCACAGCUGCAGCAACAACAACCACAGCUGCCCCAACCACGACCACAGCUGCCCCAACAACAACCACAGCUGCCCCAACAACAACAACAGCUGCAGCAACAACGACCACAGCUGCAGCAACAACAACCACAGCUGCCCCAACCACGACCACAGCUGCCCCAACAACAACCACAGCUGCCCCAACCACGACCACAGCUGCCCCAACCACGACCACAGCUGCCCCAACCACGACCACAGCUGCCCCAACAACAACAACCACAGCUGCUGCAGCAACAACAACCACAGCUGCACCAACCACGACCACAGCUGCCCCAACAACAACCACAACUGCCCCAACAACAACCACAGCUGCAGAAACAACAACCACAGCUGCCCCAACCACAACCACAGCUGCCCCAACAACAACCACAGCUGCCCCAACAACAACCACAACUGCUCCAACAACAACCACAGCUGCACCAACAACAACCACAGCUGCACCAACAACAACCACAGCUGCCCCAACAACAACCACAGCUGCAGCAACAACAACCACAGCUGCCCCAACCACGACCACAGCUGCAGCAACAACAACCACAGCUGCCCCAACCACGACCACAGCUGCCCCAACAACAACCACAGCUGCCCCAACAACAACCGCAGCUGCAGCAACAACAACCACAGCUGCAGCAACAACAACCACAGCUGCCCCAACCACGACUACAGCUGCCCCAACAACAACCACAGCUGCAACAACAACCACAGCUGCUCCAACAACAACCACAGCUGCCCCAACAACAACCACAGCUGCAGCAACAACAACCGCAGCUGCACCAACAACAACCACAGCUGCAGCAACAACAACCACAGCUGCCCCAACCACAACCACAGCUGCAGCAACAACAACCGCAGCUGCACCAACAACAACCACAGCUGCAGCAACAACAACCACAGCUGCCCCAACCACAACCACAGCUGCAGCAACAACAACCGCAGCUGCACCAACCACAACCACAGCUGCAGCAACAACAACCGCAGCUGCCCCAACAACAACCACAGCUGCAGCAACAACAACCGCAGCUGCACCAACAACAACCACAGCUGCAGCAACAACAACCACAGCUGCUCCAACAACGACCACAGCUGCCCCAACAACAACCACAGCUGCAGCAACAACCACAGCUGCCCAAGGUGCAACCACAGUUGCUUCAGGAGCCACCAACAAUGUGGCUGGAGCAACCACAGCAGCUGGAGCAACAAAUAACGCCCAAGGUGCAACCACAGUCGCUGGAGCAACAAAUAACGGCCAAGGUGCAACCACAGGUUCUUCAGGAAUAAUCAAUAAUGCUGCCGGAACAGCAGGUGCACCAGAAGCAACAACAACUGCUGCCUCCUCUGCAGUCAUCAACCAAAGAAGUUUCCU
Molecule: messenger RNA, 3989 nt
Organism: Labrus mixtus (cuckoo wrasse)
Lineage: Eukaryota; Metazoa; Chordata; Actinopteri; Labriformes; Labridae
Product: GATA zinc finger domain-containing protein 14-like
Exons: 4
Coding region: 84-3830 (1248 amino acids)
Source: RefSeq, a predicted model, not a curated record